This is a messenger RNA of Caenorhabditis elegans, 525 nucleotides long. It is a transcript of the gene phat-8, whose product is annotated as ShKT domain-containing protein. Lineage: Eukaryota; Metazoa; Nematoda; Chromadorea; Rhabditida; Rhabditidae. The record is from RefSeq and is marked reviewed. The transcript is spliced from 4 exons. Bases 20 to 451 code for a protein of 143 amino acids.
UCACUUGAUUUUGCGAAAAAUGUGCAAGUUUUUGGCUAUUCUGGCUUUCAUCGUCGUGUCUGUUGGGGCUCAGACAACAUGCAAUGCAAUCGGUCUUCUUGGUCCAUCAGUUGGUGGGUUAUGCCCAAGUGGCUACACUGUCGUCACUAGUGGAGACUGUUGUGCCAGUGACCAAGUUGUCACGUGUGCUGACAAGACCAAUGCCAAUGGUGUCAAUGAGUGCCCUGGAUUGAAGAGCUACUGUAACAAUAGUCAGUACAAGACUUUGAUGACACAACAAUGCGCGAAAACUUGCGGAUUUUGCACCGGAACUCCCUCAACCUGCGCAGACCUUGUAAACCCCAGCACCGGACGCUCCGAAUGUGCAGCCAACAAAUCCAGGUGCAAUGACAGUGUUUACAGAGAUAUGAUGAAAACCCAAUGCCCAAAAACUUGCGGAUACUGCAAAUAAUAAGAUUUUUCACUUUGGAUGAUUGGUGUGUAGAUGAAUAGAAAGUGAAAAUGAAGCAUUUUAUGAUGAAAAAA